Pieris macdunnoughi is the source of this 258-nucleotide messenger RNA. The record is from the annotation of a GenBank genome assembly. NCBI's taxonomy places the organism in Eukaryota, Metazoa, Arthropoda, Insecta, Lepidoptera, Pieridae.
AUGCAGUUGGUUGGGGCGAUAACAGGCGGUGUACGGGGAGGCUUUGGGGUAUGGGGUGCUGGGGUAGACGUCGUCGAGGAGCGUCGGAGGCUGCGAUCGAUGAAGCGCGGACACGCCUCGCGCACCUCGCGACCGCAGCCCACACCGCAACAAUGUCGAUUCUCAAGCCUCACCAACGAUAUUCUCAAGCCUUCAAGCUUUCAACCGCUUUCGACUAGUGGCUGUCAUAAAUCUAUAGAGAAUUUUGAAACCUUAUGA